AUAUACACUCACUUGAUAUCUUUCUUAUUUGAGCGCUGCCUGGUGUAAUCUACCGACUUCAGUUGGCCCAUUGCCUAACUCGAAAUACACAUCCGGCAAACCCUUCAGAAUUCCUUUGCAACUUAGACAAAACAGUCGUGCUCAGCUUCGUCGUUGUAUCUGCUCGAUAUCAGCGCGCUUUAAUCGCUAUUUAUCUAACCGGUUAAAAAUUCCUUUAUAUAUAUAUAUAUAUAUAUCUGUUUUUUUUUUCUUUUUUUUUUGCGAAAUCGCUUGGCAAGUGAGGCAUACAAGUACAUCGUCUCGUUUACUACGCGGUCCUCCGCAGUGCUGCAUCGAACAAUUAUUAUUUAUGUAUAAACUUUCAUGCGCUUUUGCAGCGAACAGAAAAUAUUUCAACAAUUUAUUGGCUUAAUUGCACUUUGCAUUCACAUCGCGCCACACCGAACGCACAACAAAACGCUGCAACGACAUACAAUAACAACAGCAACAACAAAGGCCGCGUACAACAUCCCCCCUCUGCUCAGUUAGCUGUGCAGCGGUUGCCAAGUCAAGUGAGACGGAGCGCCAACGAGUUAGCGGCCGGUUGCUCAAGUGCAAGUUAACAGUUUAUUUUCGAACACCAACCAAUCAAGUGCUGGAAGGAAACUGAAUAAAGCGACUGCCGCUUAUGAUUAAUUCAAAAUAGGAUUGUGCAUAUCGAACACGAUUUCCUCUCCACAGCUUUUGCAAAUCAUCUUUAAUUCAGGCUGCUAUAUCUACGCUACAGCUAACGCUGCUACGACAAAAUGUCAGUCUGGAGCACAACAGCGUCUGGAAUAGAGAAUGCUUUGAGUACACAACAACAGCAACAUCAGCAUCAACAGAUCAAGGCGAUCCAUUGUACAAGUAGUAGCAAUAGUGUACAAAGUGCUCAUGCAAGUGGUAGUGGUAAUUCCAAUAGCAAUCAUCAUCAGCACAGUAAAAUCUUAGCAGCUAGUCAAAGUCUCACAACUAUCGGUAGCCUUGCUCACCUGCACAACAUUAAUCAUACGCCAAGCGGCAGUGGCACUACAAGUACUUCCGGCACUGGCAGUACGCCACAUUUGGGCCAACAUUUUCACGCUUCUGCACUUUCAGCGGCUACAGCAACUAUAAUUGCCGCCACUGCGGCUUCACUCGCAGGACAUUCCAACAAUACACAUAACAAUAAUUACAACGGCAAUAAUAACAACAACGGCAACAACAAUAACAAUUGUAACAGCUAUCAAAGAAAUAGUAUAACACCAUAUACACCAACAAGUUCCAGGCCACGACGCACAACCAGCGCCAGCAUGUCUCAGUCCGGUGAUGAUCUACAUUCGCCCAGCUAUCUGUCAUGGCGCAAGCUGCAAUUGAGUCGGGCAAAACUAAAAGCGUCCAGCAAGACGUCGGCACUGCUAUCCGGCUUUGCCAUGGUCGCAAUGGUCGAGGUCCAAUUGGACAGCAACACAAAAGUGCCCGCCGGCAUGCUCGUCGCCUUUGCCAUCUGCACAACGCUACUCGUUGCCGUCCACAUGCUGGCACUGAUGAUCAGUACAUGCAUAUUGCCAAAUAUUGAAACCGUUUGUAACUUACACAGCAUCUCCCUGGUCCAUGAAUCGCCGCAUGAACGCCUGCAUUGGUAUAUUGAAAUAGCGUGGGCAUUCUCUACACUACUGGGCUUAAUACUCUUCCUACUCGAGAUAGCCAUACUUUGUUGGGUGAAGUUUUAUGACUUAAGUCAACCAGCCGCUUGGUCGGCAUGCAUCGUACUUAUACCGGUAAUGAUUGUCUUCCUGGCGUUCGCGAUACAUUUUUAUCGUUCGCUUGUUACACACAAAUACGAGGUAACCGUUUCGGGUAUACGUGAACUGGAAAUUCUAAAGGAGCAAAUGGAGCAGGAUCACAUCGAUACACAUCAUCACCAUCUGCAUCGGAAUAAUGGCUUGAAUUAUGGCGCAAGUGGUGAAAUAGUUUAGGCAAAUUCGUUGGUGAUGUUUGUUAUGUUGAAUUUGUUACACAUUUUGCAUAAAUAUUUGCACUGGUAGGCAGACUUUAUUUGUAUGUAUGUAUGGAGGACUUCAUACAUUUAGUCGAUAAAGUUCUUUUUAUACGCUACUUUUUACACGAAUAUAGACAUUGAUAACGAUUAACAAAUAACAAAUAAAUGCAAUGCACGUAUGUAUGCAUAUAUAUAGACAUAUAUUUUUAUGUAGGGUAUUUUUGUUAUUAUAUUAAUGUAUGUAAACGAAAACUUAAUUGAAUUGAAUUCUUAAAGAAUUCAAAUACAAUUGUGAUAUUGGUAAAUGCGUUUUGAUAUAAAUUGUAAAAUGCAUUUUGGCAUAUCUUAUUUUAAUUAGAGCUUAAUUUAAAAUUGUAAAACAAUAUUUCUUUAGUUAAACUUUCGCUGUAAGCUUAAAGUAAGCAUUGCACUAAAAAAAACUUAAAAAAUGCAGGUCUAUUGUCCACAAUCCCCGCCAGAAGAAAAUGAAAAAAAAACUUCAUGCAAGCGGAGGGUUCAAGUUUUGGUUAUCCCACAGUAAGAAAAUGCUUUUUUGAAAAUUUUUCAUAAAACCAUACGAGUUACUGAGCAAGAAUUAACUAAUUUCAAUAACAAUAAAUAUCUAAUGUAAAGUUACACUGUUAUAUUAUAGCAAUUCAUAAAAAAUAAAAACUAAUUCUUAUUGCUUUAAAUAUACUUUAAUUUGUGAAAUUUCAACUAAUUUGAAACUUAUUGGGAUUGUGUUUUGAGGAAAUUGUUUUUGAAAUUUUAAGGACAUUACAAAUAAAAGUAUUUCCUUCAUAUGAUAACCGGAAGCCUAAUAUUAAGUAAUUUUAGAUUUUGUUGGUAAUUUUUUUAUUUGCUUCAUUUUUACAAGUAUUUUUGAAACACUCUAAUACAAACAGGAUGUGAAUUACCUGUAAUUAUCUAAAUAACUGAGAAUAUAAAAAAGACGUAACCGUAUUUCAGGAAAAAUUUUACAUUGCUUCUGAACAAUGUGACUUGAAGCAAUUUUUAGGUUAUAGACUUCACUAUCAACUAAUGAACUUUAUAUGAAUAAUUUGCAAAAUUACUUAAAUAUCUUAAUUGUACUUGUUUUAUAAUA
Messenger RNA from Ceratitis capitata (Mediterranean fruit fly), 3104 nucleotides. It is a transcript of the gene Orai, whose product is annotated as calcium release-activated calcium channel protein 1. Gene Ontology annotation, biological process: store-operated calcium entry. The record is from RefSeq and is a predicted model, not a curated record. The transcript is spliced from 5 exons. The coding region runs from base 786 to 1976 and encodes 396 amino acids. Lineage: Eukaryota; Metazoa; Arthropoda; Insecta; Diptera; Tephritidae. Gene Ontology annotation, cellular component: membrane. Gene Ontology annotation, molecular function: store-operated calcium channel activity.